AUGGUGCUUGGUAGAAAAGACUUCGGCCCCAUACGCCUCCAAGACUGUUCGAAACGACUCAUACGGCCUACGUUGUUCACAAGAGCUGAUACGCUGUCUCAAAUGUCGCUGCCGAGCCCAGAGUUUGGUAUUUCAUCACAUUCAUCCGAAGUCUCGGGCCACCCUAUUCUCGGCCAUCCCAAAGCACCACCAGGGGAGCUCGUCCCACAAUCUCGCCCUAAGCCCGCCAAUCGCAAUCACAGCCUUUCGAUCUCUGCUCUUCCGUCUCCUAGAAUGUGGUUGAUCCACCGAUGGGCGAGCACGUUUGGCGCUCAACCUACGCAUCAUCGCCCCGACACAUCGUCACGCCCCACUUCUCGCGUGCGAUUAUGUCCCUGCCGCUCCCUGAGCACGAUGACCGACGAUUCUUCCGAGUCCACCACUAUUCGGCCGAGUUCCAGGAGCCUUGAGUCAUCUUCACUCAGUAACGCUUACGAACCCGAGGGUUCGUUCACAGAUUAUUCCAUCCUCAAUGAAAUGAUUCGUCGAGUGUUUGACAAACGGAACAGAAACUCACGACGCCAUGAAACACGGCAUCGCCAGCACACAAUGGAUGUUAGGGGAUUGCGGUUUCCCGCAAAGGCUUUCUCCUGGGGGCAGCCUGCUUCUAUACAUUGCCAUUGA
Colletotrichum paranaense is the source of this 663-nucleotide messenger RNA. RefSeq lists its product as uncharacterized. The transcript has 2 exons. The coding region runs from base 1 to 663 and encodes 220 amino acids. NCBI's taxonomy places the organism in Eukaryota, Fungi, Ascomycota, Sordariomycetes, Glomerellales, Glomerellaceae. The record is from RefSeq and is a predicted model, not a curated record.